Strongyloides ratti is the source of this 468-nucleotide messenger RNA. Its product is annotated as Ribosomal protein L37, mitochondrial family-containing protein. The transcript has 2 exons. The record is from RefSeq and is a predicted model, not a curated record. Lineage: Eukaryota; Metazoa; Nematoda; Chromadorea; Rhabditida; Strongyloididae. Bases 1 to 468 code for a protein of 155 amino acids.
AUGAAUAGGUUGAUUAGUUUAUCUCCUUCUUAUAUAUCUAAAACAAUUAAUUUGAUAGCAAGAAAUAUUUCUACCACAAAUAUUGUUCAUGGACCAAAAAUACAAGCUUUCAAAGUAGAUAAAAGUUUUGUUGAAGAAGAUGCUGAAAAAUUGUGCAAAUAUGUUUGUAUAAACUAUUUUACUGAAGUAAAAGAACCAGGACCAGAAAUAAAAGCUGAUUCUGAAUAUCCAUCUUGGCUUUUUGAAUUAAAUUUAGAUCCACCCAAAGAACUUGAAGAUAUGGAUCCAGAAGUUGAUGGUUGGUUAUAUUAUAGAACUUUAAUGAAAAGACAUCAUGCACAAAAUAGAAGAAUUAAAAAGUUAAAGAAUAGGUUUUUGCACAUACAAGAUUCUCCUAGUCUUCGGAAUAUGGAUGGAAAUACUAAGACUGCAAAGUUUUUAAGAAAGUCUCAUCCAGAUAAUUGUUGA